Messenger RNA from Arabidopsis lyrata subsp. lyrata, 1613 nucleotides. RefSeq names its product purple acid phosphatase 17. The transcript has 3 exons. The coding region runs from base 376 to 1389 and encodes 337 amino acids. Gene Ontology annotation, molecular function: acid phosphatase activity; ferric iron binding; ferrous iron binding. Lineage: Eukaryota; Viridiplantae; Streptophyta; Magnoliopsida; Brassicales; Brassicaceae. The record is from RefSeq and is a predicted model, not a curated record.
ACCAAAAUCUUUGAGAGAUUCAAAACAAACAAAAGAAGAGGUGGAUGUCAGAAUUUGAGAUCGAAAAAAAAAAAAAAAAAAGAUGCUGCUACUGGUUGGAAUAUCCUUCAGCAUCUUUAACCGCACUUUUUUUUCUUUUUUUUCUUUUUUUUUCUUUAACCGCAUCUUUAAUAUUUUUCGGUUUAAAAAGGAUCAUCUUCUCCCUCCUUCCUUCAUCAUCAUCGUCUUCUUCACCAUUCUCGUUUCUUUUCUUCUCAUCACAAAUUCCUUCUCUCUCUAUAUCUCUCGUCUCUACAGAGAGAGAUACAAAACCUCCAAGUACGUUUCAUCGAUCUUAAUUCAACAAAAAAUUGUGUAAAGCUUUGAUCAAUAAUUAUGGAUUCUCGUCGAUCGUUAAUGUCCGCCACGGCGAGUCUGUGUUUGCUAUUGUCUAUCUUCACCACCUUCGUCGUGGUGUCUAACGGUGAGCUUCAGAGAUUUAUAGAGCCGGCGAAAAGUGACGGUUCCGUUAGUUUUAUAGUCAUCGGAGAUUGGGGUCGCCGUGGCUCCUUCAAUCAGUCUAUCGUUGCUUAUCAGAUGGGAAAAAUUGGAGAGAAGGUUGAUUUAGAUUUCGUGGUGUCUACGGGAGAUAACUUCUACGACAAUGGAUUGUUUAGUGAACAUGAUCCAAACUUCGAACAAUCUUUCUCUAACAUCUACACUGCUCCAAGUCUCCAGAAACAGUGGUACAGUGUUUUGGGAAACCAUGACUAUAGAGGUGACGCAGAAGCUCAGCUGAGUUCUGUUCUCCGGGAAAUCGAUAGCCGUUGGAUUUGUCUUCGAUCAUUUGUCGUUGAUGCAGAGUUAGUAGAGAUGUUCUUUGUUGACACGACUCCAUUUGUGAAAGAAUACUACACAGAAGCAGAUGGUCACACAUACGAUUGGCGCGCAGUUCCAUCUCGCAACUCUUAUGUCAAGUCUCUCCUCCGUGAUCUCGAAGUUUCCUUAAAGAGUUCUAAAGCAAGAUGGAAGAUUGUUGUUGGUCAUCAUGCAAUGAGAAGCAUUGGACACCAUGGAGAUACUAAAGAACUCAACGAGGAGCUUCUUCCGAUUCUCAAAGAGAACGGCGUUGAUCUCUACAUGAAUGGACACGAUCAUUGUCUUCAACAUAUGAGUGAUGAAGACAGUCCUAUUCAGUUUCUAACUAGUGGUGCUGGAUCCAAGGCUUGGAGAGGAGAUAUAAACCCAGUGACCAUCAAUCCCAAGUCUCUGAAAUUCUAUUAUGAUGGUCAAGGGUUCAUGUCCGCUCGGUUCACUCACUCGGAUGCAGAGAUCGUCUUCUACGAUGUCUUUGGUGAGGUUUUGCACAAAUGGGUCACUUCUAAACAACUUCUUCAUUCCUCUGUUUGAAGAAAUAAGACUAAUAAAUUUGGCUUCCUUUGUAAUUUUGUAACAUACAUUUAAGAUUUUUGUAAGUCCUAUUGCAGGCUAGGUAGGCUUCCUGCUUAGUUUAGCAUCCCUACCAUCUUUAGCUCUAGCUUAUUCCAUCACAAUAACAUAUAAAUGUACGAUUUUUUCCUCGGAUUUUUGAUACAACUGUAAUGAUACCCUUAAUGGGUAUCUUCUUAAUGCUA